Messenger RNA from Hylaeus anthracinus, 3182 nucleotides. RefSeq names its product agrin. Gene Ontology annotation, molecular function: protein binding. The record is from RefSeq and is a predicted model, not a curated record. The coding region runs from base 619 to 2112 and encodes 497 amino acids. NCBI's taxonomy places the organism in Eukaryota, Metazoa, Arthropoda, Insecta, Hymenoptera, Colletidae. The transcript is spliced from 9 exons.
AGGAGGAGGAAGAGGAAGAGGAGGAGAAAGAGUUGGCCUAGAAACGGUGGGUUCUUCGAUCUCCGGAUCAGAGUUGGUUUUCAGGCUUGUUCCCCCUCGUUCCUUCACGCUUGUCCAGCUGAAGGCCCCCCUCGUUUGACCGAGCGUCGUCGACGACGAUGGUAAUGGUAAAUGGCCCGUGGAGAGGCACUCCGGUCCGUACUCCGUGGCUGCACUGGAAACGGGAGCACGCCACGUGAAAGUAGGAAGGGGAGGCUAUAGCCGGACCGACGUCGCUUCGUGCGCCUCAGUCGUUCGUGGACCUCGAAGGACGAAAGAGGUCGAAGAGGGCACGUUUCCUCCUCUCUCCUUCCUCCUCACGGCGCUCGUCACCAUCUCUCCUCUCUCCUUCUCCGAGAACAUCUAUUCCGCGCGCGCCUUCGGCCUUAUCCUCCUUAACGACCCGGUGCCGGUGGCGAGACCACGAACGUCCACGCAAUAAGAUAAUCGCACGCAGACGUCCGCCUACUGCGCUCCGAGAAAGUUGUCUCUUCGUAAAACGCUGUCCCGCUGGUUUCACGAUCGUGGCCAAGAAGAAGCUAUUACAUCCGAACGGAUCUCCGUCGACGUUUACCAAGGAUGCACCGUCACGUCUCCCUCGUCAUCGGGAUCGUCCUGCUGUGUUGCCUUCAAGAGUUCGUAACCGGCGCGUGUCCCCGAAUAUGCCCGCCGAGUGGAGAACCGGUGUGCGGUAGCGACGGAGUGAUCUACGCGUCGCAGUGCGAAAUGCGGAAGAAGAUGUGUGGAAAGGGCGUGACCAUGGCUACGGAGAAGACCGCUUGCCUGAGGUCAUCCGGUAGCAAGUGCGAGCAUCGUUGCCCCGGCGAUCAGGAUCCGGUAUGCGGCACCGACGGUCGCACGUAUCUAAACAAGUGCAUGCUGAGGGUCGAGGUAUGCAGAGUCGGGAUCGAGCUGUCGCACCUGGGCCCCUGCAACAACAUAUCGGCGCACAGAGAGAAUUGUCCGGUGUCUUGCGAAUUCGCUCCGUUAGACGGACCUAUCUGCGGAAGCGACGGGAACGUUUACAAGUCCACGUGCCAAAUGAAACUGCUCACCUGCGGACAAGGCGUAGUACGUACGAACAAAAAACACUGCCAGACCACCAGACACUGUCGCGAAUCUUGCUGGCGCGGUGCCAAGCCAGCCUGCGGCAGCGACGGAAUCCUCUACUCGAAUACCUGCAAAAUGCGUGCGAAGAACUGCGGCAAGCACGUGUUCGAGGUGCCGAUGUCGUUUUGCGUGUCGCGGGAGCGCACCUCCGGCAGCCAAUCGAACGCCUGCCCCUUGGACUGCAAGAACGAGCCGGACGGACUGAUGUGCGGAUCGGAUGGGAAUAUAUACAGAAACGACUGCGAGAUGCAGAUGCUUAAUUGCGGACAGGCGAGGCGAAAGGUGACGAAAGUGGACUUCGAGAAGUGUCAACCGCGACUGACCAAAUGCAUGAAACAACAGCAAAGAUGCGGGAACGACGUAGACCCAGUUUGCGGCAGCGACGCGACCUCGUAUCCGAACUCCUGUCAUCUGAACGUGGCCGCCUGCCUAAAGGGCAUUCAAUUGGCUCACGUCGGCGAGUGCACGACCUUGAAGGAGACCGAACACUGCCCCGAAGACUGCAGCGAGGUGCCCGAGGAACCAGUUUGUGGAAGCGACGGGAACGUUUACCGGUCCCUUUGUCAUCUGCGCCGCGAGACAUGCGGUCAGAGGGUGGUUCAAGUUCCAGCACAGCACUGUCGUACCACCGCGCUUUGCAACCAGAUCUGCAGCGGGGAACGCCAGUUUGUUUGCGGUUCCGACAACAAGCUCUAUCGCAACGAGUGCGAGAUGAAGAGGGACAAUUGCGGGAAACACGUAUACGUGGUGCCGAUGAAGAGAUGCGUUCAGGGCUUCUUAUUCCGGGGUUGCCAAAAGAUUUGCCCGCCCUACUACGAUCCUGUUUGCGGCACGGACGGCAUGACCUACAGCAACGAAUGUUUCUUGGAGAUCGAGAACUGUCGCAGUCGAAGCCUGGUGACGAAAAAUUAUCACGGAGUGUGCGGCCAGCCAACGGAGGAGCCCAAGAAUUACUUGUACUAGAUCGAUCGAUCGAUUUCCAUUUGUACCAAAAUCACUGUCGGAAAAACCACUCUUACGAACGCGUUGACGAUUUCAAAACGACUCGAACCGAAUAUGUGUUAAAAAAGAAGGAAAGCAAAAAAAAAAAAAAGGAUCGAGGAUAAAUUCCUUCGAGUCGUCCUUCCGUUCGUCUUGAAAAGAACUUAUUGUUAGCCUAGCUUGGUGGGCAUGAUGCCCGUUAAUCGGCUGCGAACAAGAUAUCCGGUUGACGCAUACGUUCGUCUCGUUAUAUGUAAAACACAAUUUUCUCUUAAAAAGAAUAAGUUCUUGGCUAUUUUCUCCCGCGAUAUUUCUAUUGUUUUUUUUUUUUUUUUUUUUAUUUUAAAUCGAUUCGUAGCCAAGAAAUUACUCUUUUUACAGUCCAAAUUCUGUCGAAAAUAAAACGUUCCGAACUUAUGCACCAACUAAAUAGUCGUCGUUGUAUUCGUCGCAGACAAUCUCUCGUCGCGACCGUCGUCGAUUCGUUGACGAAUUCUCGUACGGUCCGUCCGCCGGAUUAUCGAUUGAACCAAGACCGUAAUUAACGGAUCCAAGUCAAUUUUCUAUCGAACGUGCUCGACAUUUUUAGCGAUCACGUUCACGGGUGCCCAUGGAGAUUCGAAUCCUAGUUUUUUCGGGCAGCCCAGAUUUCUUUCGGUGUUUUAAAUUUAAACUAACGAGGGAAUCGUAUGUCGAGGAAAUCGUUCGUUUCCGCGUUGUUCCAUCGAUAUUUUCGCUACGUGCUCGUCGAUAAAAUCUUUCUUAUUUAUUGUAGUAUUAUUAUUAUUAUUAAUUAUUCCAUCAUCUUUGCAUCAUUUUGUUUAUCGCUAUUGCUAUGGUAACACGAUAGUUCCAUACGAACCCUUACUCUAACUCUAAGGAAAUAUUUAGCUAUUACAUCUUCCCCUCUGAUAUGUGAUGUGCGUUUAUAUUAUUAUUAUCUCUUGUCAUCGUAUCCUUAAUUUAUUAUCAAACAUGCGACAAUCUACUUUGUAUCGACACUAACAUACAUGCUUCGAAUGUCAAUAAUAAACUGUAUACGUAUAUUUUAA